This is a messenger RNA of Peronospora matthiolae, 228 nucleotides long. Lineage: Eukaryota; Oomycota; Peronosporomycetes; Peronosporales; Peronosporaceae. The record is from the annotation of a GenBank genome assembly.
AUGGCCAUCUUGAUCAGGCUGGCACAUAAAUCGCAGGUGUCAAAGGGUGUGGCGAAGAAGAUGGACGAGGUGCAAGUCUACACGUGGAUCCAGUGCGAGCUAAGUCCCGAAACGGUUGAAGAUUUGUUGUUGUAUUUGGAGGGGGACAUACCCGGUUAUAGUGCUGAGUUAAAGCAUACUGUGGACGCCUACUGGAAGCGUCUACUUGACCUGGAAGUAGAGUGGUAG